Messenger RNA from Priapulus caudatus, 725 nucleotides. RefSeq names its product piggyBac transposable element-derived protein 1-like. The transcript has a single exon. The record is from RefSeq and is a predicted model, not a curated record. The coding region runs from base 9 to 725 and encodes 238 amino acids. NCBI's taxonomy places the organism in Eukaryota, Metazoa, Priapulida, Priapulimorpha, Priapulimorphida, Priapulidae.
AAGUUUUUAUGGACAACUUCUUCUCCUCCCCAGAACUGUUUCAUAGCCUCAAACAGAAGAACAUGGGUGCAUGUGGUACUGUUCGAUCUAAUAGAAAGGGAUUGCCAAAGAACAUUGGUCCCAAAGACGUAAAACUGAAACGGGGUGAUUUGCCUGUGUUUUGGCAUGAUGCAAAUUACUCACUGACCUUCACCACGUGGCAGGACACUAAACGUGUGAAUUGCCUUUCAACGCUUCAUGGAAAUCAAACAGUCAACAAGGAAAUCCGAUCGAAGGAUGCCACUGGAAAGCGUACGGUGAAAAAGCCUGCUCUAGUUCAAGACUACAACAAAUAUAUGGGUGGGGUCGAUUGGUUUGACCAGCUAUCAGUCUACUACUGCUAUCCACACAAGUCCCAGAAGUGGUAUCAGAUAAUUUACCACUAUGUGAAAGAAACGGCACUUGUCAAUGGCCACAUUGCCUACAAAGAGAGCCAUCCUGAUGUCAACAUUGACCAGAUCAUGUUCCGUGAGAAAGUCAUUGACUCUCUCAUUCCUCUGAACAUUCGUACACAUGCUAAAGACAAAGGAAACACUGUGGAUAAGCGUAGGAAAAGACGCUUAGUUGAGCGUCACUUCUGUGCAGAAUAUGUCAACAAAUCCUACAGGCCAGAGUGUAUUGUGUGCUCUGAUAGGCAGGCUCACCAGCGGCAUCAAACUCGAAACUACUGUGAGGACUGCGACUAA